Paramisgurnus dabryanus is the source of this 1462-nucleotide messenger RNA. Its product is annotated as dihydrofolate reductase. The record is from RefSeq and is a predicted model, not a curated record. Lineage: Eukaryota; Metazoa; Chordata; Actinopteri; Cypriniformes; Cobitidae. Gene Ontology annotation, biological process: folic acid metabolic process; dihydrofolate metabolic process; tetrahydrofolate biosynthetic process. Gene Ontology annotation, cellular component: mitochondrion. Gene Ontology annotation, molecular function: NADP binding; dihydrofolate reductase activity.
ACCGAACACACUAGUAGAAAACCCUUUCAUCUAACAGGGUGGAGAUCGAAAGGCGCGUAACUUACGCAACACCAAAAAAGGUGAUCAGUUUGUAUCAAAAGUAAGACGCAAUGUGACUAGUAAACUCGUAAAUAAUGGACAUCGAUAAGGAAAUGCGAAAACCCGUCCGGCUUAUCGCGGCUGCAUGCAGGAACAUGGGCAUAGGAAAGAACGGACGGCUUCCAUGGAGUCUCGCGAAUGAAUUGCAUUUUUUUCAGGAUACAAUUACCUCUGUGUCAACACCUGAGAAGAAGAAUCUGCUUGUUUUUGGACGAGGCUCCUGGUUGUCCUGUCCUGAGACGUUUUUUCCUUUUGCCAACUGCCUUAAUGUGGUAUUGAGCAAAACACUACUCACAGUGCCUAAACACGCCCACUAUCUGUGUAAAGAUUUUGAGUCAGCAAUUCGUCUGGCCAUUGAACCUCCUUUACGUCACAUUGUGGAGACCAUCUGGAUUUUGGGGGGUUCAGCAGUAUAUAAGGAAAGUCUUGAGCAUCCAUGGUGUGAUCUUAUUUAUCUGACCGACAUUAUGGCUGAAUUUGACUGUGAUGUCUUUUUCCCGGAAUUCGAUCACAAUGUUUUCAGAAAACAAAAGAGUUUCCUUGGAGUACCGGAUGAAAUUCAUGAAGAAAAUGGUAUAAAAUUUCAAUUUCAAGUCUUCAAGAAGGAGGCCUAAGAUUACAACAGAAAGAAGACGGUUCAAAACUCUGUCAAACAUGACAGACAAAGUAGAUGUUAACAUAACCUUAUAUGUCUUUGUAUCAGACAUCAACAUCCUGAAUUUAGCACUAUUGCACAAAAAAACCCACAAAGCCAAAAAACUCAUUGUUGCAGUAAUUCAUCGUCAUCCAAAUAACCGUUUCAAUUUUAUGCACCCUUUCAGUUGUUGGUGAAUCACCACCAUUGCUCAAAUAUUACAUAAGGAAUCACAGCAGAUGGACAGUUCUGAUGAUGAUGAAUGCCACUCCACUCAUAAUGAAAGAUGCAAUGGUUUCUGACCACUCACCAGAUUUACUGUUACUCAUAUCACCCUGUCACCAUGGUGACACACGUGUGAUGACUCAAACCAGAUCAGAGGGAUGAGACACACGGUUCAUGUAUAAACUGGUUAUAUAUAUAUAUAUAUAUAUAUAUAUAUAUAUAUAUAUAUAUAUAUAUAUAUAUAUAUAUAUAUAUAUAUAUAUAUAUAUAUAUAUAUAUAUAUAUAUAUAUAUAUACCAUCUGCUAUGUGAACUCCGUGACUUACUACAUUCAGUAUUAUCAUUUAAAACCCAAAAUUCUGGAAUGCAGCAAAACAUUGUAUAUAACUCUUGAGUCAUGUGUUCGUGUGUCAGGUGUCUUUUGUCAUUCUAAUAUUGUAUAAGCUAUACACUACUAAGUUUUUGUGUAAUUUGAUGCUAUAUUAAAGUUCUUUUCUAACUUGUU